CUAGGGUUUCUAAUUCCUCUCUGUUUCUUUAUCCAUUUUUUUCUCUUCUUUCCACUCAACAAACAAAGAAAGGCCCUGUUGCUUUCUCUCUGUGUCUUCUAAUCUUCCACACAGUAUAUUAUGUAGGAGACACUGAAAAUUUUCAAAAACCCUCCACAUGCCUUAACUUUUUUCUAAUUGAAAAUCAGAGUUUCAAGAAAUUCUUGAGUUUUUCUGAAAUUAAACCUGAUUUUAUCUGGGCUUUCAUCAAACUUUUCUGGGUGGUGUUUAAUUUUAUUUUAUCUUGGGUUUUUCUCAAUUUCUUGUUUGACUAUGGGCUCACAAAACCACCACCACACCAUUGAAGAAAUAGACCAAGAACAUAGCAUCACCGUUGCAAAUGUAUCCAACCAGCCCGAUCGCACUACACUCCAACUCAAAGAAGAAACCUUGACAGAACCAGAAGGAAGCCGAGAACUUGAGGAACACGACAACAACGUUAGAAGAAUCAACAACAGUUCUUCAAAUUCUUGUCUUGUUGUCCAUCAGGUACAAAGACAACAACAAGUAGUAAUGGCACAGAAAAGAAACACAAAGGACAGGCACACAAAGGUAGAAGGUCGAGGACGCAGAGUUCGGAUGCCAGCAACAUGUGCAGCCAGGAUUUUUCAGUUAACUCGGGAGCUAGGUCACAAAUCUGAUGGUGAAACAAUAAGAUGGUUGCUUGAACACGCAGAGCCAGCAAUUGUUGCAGCAACAGGUACAGGUACAGUGCCUGCUAUUGCUGUUUCUGUCAAUGGAACAUUAAAAAUCCCAACUGAAUCACCAGCUACAGAAGCAGCAGACAGUGAUGCUGAUGGUUUGGUGCAUAAGAAAAAACGUUUGGCUCCUAUUGCUUCUACAAGUCCACAAGGGUUGGUGCCAUUAUGGCCAAUGGGGACCUUUGUGUUCCCACAAGGGAGUAGUGUCGGUGUUGGUGGGUCUAAUCAGGCUCAAUUUUGGGCUUUUCCUGCUACUAGUACGACUCCAUUUUUUAAUAUGGCUGCGAGGCCUAUUUCUAGCUUUGUUUCUGCUAUGCAGCCUGGGGUCCAAUUGGCCGGAAAUGUUAGUGUUGAUUUCGGUGAUGCUGGUGGUGAGUUAUUGGGGUCAGGUGGGUCACCUCCUAAUACUAUUGGGUCAAUGAGUUCAUCAAGCUCAGGAUCAAGUGCUGCUGCUGCUUGUGGUGGUGGUGGUGGUGCACAAUUGUUAAGGGAUUUCUCUUUGGAGAUUUAUGAUAAGAAGGAGCUUCAAUUUUUUAGUCAUCCUGUUAAUCAUGAUCAUCAACAGGCACCAUGUUCAGAAUCUUGAAUUUAUAGAUGAUGGGGUUGGUUGCUGUUGGAGGUUCAGCUCAACACAAUGUUAAUGGUAGCAGUGAUAGUGUGUUAGGGUUAUGGGGCAUGUGCCUUCUCUUUUUUUUUAAUAACAAGAACAGGAUUAAAUUUGUUUCGGUUUUGUUUAUGUUAUCUUUCUGGGUUUUAUGGAUAUUAAAGCCCUCUUGUCUUUA
Populus euphratica (Euphrates poplar) is the source of this 1522-nucleotide messenger RNA. RefSeq names its product transcription factor TCP19-like. Lineage: Eukaryota; Viridiplantae; Streptophyta; Magnoliopsida; Malpighiales; Salicaceae. Gene Ontology annotation, cellular component: nucleus. The coding region runs from base 313 to 1326 and encodes 337 amino acids. The record is from RefSeq and is a predicted model, not a curated record. The transcript is spliced from 2 exons. Gene Ontology annotation, molecular function: DNA-binding transcription factor activity; sequence-specific DNA binding.